Tribolium madens (black flour beetle) is the source of this 557-nucleotide messenger RNA. RefSeq lists its product as uncharacterized. The transcript has 3 exons. NCBI's taxonomy places the organism in Eukaryota, Metazoa, Arthropoda, Insecta, Coleoptera, Tenebrionidae. Bases 112 to 453 code for a protein of 113 amino acids. The record is from RefSeq and is a predicted model, not a curated record.
UAAGCCUGAAAAACUUCUUUUUCAGUUGCCGUAUGGGUGUCUGGUGUGGUGGCCGCCCUCGGCGUGUCAGUCCUGGGGAUCUUCUGCUUUCUUAGCGUCAUCCAACUCGCAAUGUUGAGUUCAAAGGAAAAAGUGAUGAUGAAAUACAGUAUAGUCGUCGCGACAAAAUUAGCUUUAGGACUCCUAGCGACUUUAUUGGCGAUCGCAGCUGCGGGUCUUUUCGCCCUUCAAGCCGACGAUCGACAACGCACCGGAUUCCAGAUUAGCCGAGGUCCCGGAUUUUACAUCCAGAUUUUAUUGAUAGUCUUAACCGGAAUCCUCUUCGCAAUGUCGGUUUACGAUGUUCUGCUCUCGCGGAGAGAGGGCGGAGACCCCACGAGGGUUGCAGUGCCAAUGGAGGGUGCCACGUUUGGGAAUCCGGGAUUCCGGGAGCGAACCAAUGGUAGUACCUAAUUGAUUAUUAUUUUUAUCGGGAAAAAACAAAUUUUUAAACAAUUUUACAUAAAAAAGUUAAAACUUGAGAAACUUUAUUUCAUUUUUCUAGAAAAAAAUUUGAC